Molecule: messenger RNA, 2058 nt
Organism: Belonocnema kinseyi
Lineage: Eukaryota; Metazoa; Arthropoda; Insecta; Hymenoptera; Cynipidae
Product: splicing factor 3A subunit 1-like
Exons: 5
Coding region: 740-1486 (248 amino acids)
Biological process (GO): regulation of alternative mRNA splicing, via spliceosome; mRNA cis splicing, via spliceosome
Cellular component (GO): U2 snRNP; catalytic step 2 spliceosome; U2-type prespliceosome
Molecular function (GO): RNA binding
Source: RefSeq, a predicted model, not a curated record
CAAGAACAUAAUCAAUUAUUGGGAGGGUUAGUUAUUAAGGUUAGGGAAAAAUAAAAUUCACUUUGAAACACAUAUACUUCAAAAUUUUCAUAAACAAAAGAAUUAAUAAAAAAUAAAACUGUUCAAACUUUUCGCGCCCCAUGAAAAUAUGAAAGUUCCGAUACAACGGCGAAUAUUGGAAGGCGAAACGUGUCUCAACUCCGUCUAUUCUCAAGAAAUUGAAGUUUGUCGCAUGUUUACUUGAUAGCCUGCGUGCUCGCGUGUGACUAUCACUUAUAAUAACCAGAGAUAACAAAUGUAUAUCAUAUUUCCGGUUAGUCCGAUUAAUUAUGAAAUGAUUAAUGUAUUUAGAGUAUGGUAGUCUUCUUUUUUCGUUCUUUGUGUAAGCCACAAUAGGAGAAAAAAGAAAUCAAUAUGAUAUGAGAGUGUUUUCAUGUAUUUUUUAAGUGAAACCCUAAAAUGACAAGUCAUAAACUUGCGAAGUCUCAUCCUCCUCAAAUAGAACUGUCUUCACAGCCAACAAUUGUUGGGAAAGCCAUAAUUUAUCGUCGACCAGAGAAUUUGAAUAGAUAUCGUUGACAAAACUGCGAAUUUCUUCGCUAGAAGUGGUCCCGAGCUUGAGUCGAGGAUUCAUCAAAACAAAGUUGCGGAUCCCAAGUUUAACUUCCGGAACGUUAGCGAUGCUUCGAAUGACAAGGAAAAAGGAGAGUCAGAGAAUGGAAAAGGGAGCAACAAGAUUAUGCAACCUGCAUCUAUGCCACCGAGUUACGGACAAGUGAUAAUCAUAAAGGAUUAUGGUUCGAAGCAAAAGACGGCUAAAACUUCUCGCCCUGCUGCUUCCGAGGAAUAUCUCAUAUCUCCCCUUACGGGAGAGAGGAUUGCGGCAAGUAAAAUUCAGCAACAUAUGCGCAUUGGUUUGUUAGAUCCUCGUUGGAUGGAGCAACGUUACAAGGAUGUGCAUACAAAAUCGCAGGUAACUGUCCUUGCCCUAGGAAGUGCGAUUGAAGACAGUCUCAAGCAACUUGCGGAGAGACGUACCGACAUUUUCGGUGUCGGUGAUGAGGAGACAUCGAUUGGUAAGAAGAUUGGAGAGGAAGACAAGAAGAAGGAUGAUAAUGUCACCUGGGACGGACACAUGUCGAGUGUGGAAGCAGCAACAAGAGCGGCAAGGGUAAAUAUUCCUCUUGAAGAACAGAUUCACCAAAUACACAAAAUGAAGGGCUUGGUGUCUGAUAAGGAGAAAAUCGGACCAAAACCAGUUACUCGGCCCUCGGAAUUAUUAUACUAUACAACCGCGGCAUCGAACUAUCAGCUAGAACCGCCGAUGAUGACGAUGGCACCUGUGCCGCGAAUUUUGACGUCUGCGAAGUCGCCGUUCAUGUGGACUGCGCCACCGAAGGAAGAAGAACUUUCACUCAAGAAAUUCCGAACGGAAGACUCUUUUAUAACCGAACAGCAGUUUUUGGAUAGAAAUACGGGUAACUAGUACAGCUAAGCAUUGUAGUACCAUUGAUGGCUGACAAGACCGAAUGGAAGUUGAAUGGUCAGACUUUGACAAUUACAUUAGAGCCUAGUGACACCGUAUCCGUUAUGAAAACGCGUAUUCUUGAACAAACAGGAAUGCCCACUGGAAAGCAGAAGCUUCAAUACAACGGAUUAUGCCUGAAAGAUAAUAACUCACUUGCCUAUUAUAACAUGAUAUCCGGCAAUGUCAUAAACCUCAAACAGAAAGAGCGAGGGGGUCGCAGAAAGUAAUAUUCUUCGUAUCAUUACAAAUUUGUGUACAGGUACAUAUUUUUAUUUAUACACAACGAAAAAAAUGAACCGGGCGUUGAUUAUUGUAACUUUUUAUUUUUAUAAAAUGAAUGAGGUGAAAUUAUGAAUGUUAGCUAGUGUGCGUGUCAAUGUAAGGCUUUGGGCAGACAAUAAUAUCUGCUUCUCAUACUGUAAAUAGGUCUAUCCUAAUCGUUAGAAAAUUAGCAAAAAUCGUAUCGUUUCUAAUGUAAAUAUAUAAUCCCAAAAAUGUAUUUUUCAAUAAAAAUGUAAAGAAUUACAAAA